CUCUUCUUUUACAGGUACUUUUGAAGCAACAGAAGACGAGCGAGAACCGAACGGGUGUGUCCAGUAUGAAGCCUGUCUCUUUGGUCCUGCUCAUAACUUCAGUGUUACUGACCACUCACAUCCCGCUGAGUAUCUGUCGACCCCGUGAUCUGAGCAUCCUAGACGGACACGGGUACAGCACCAAUCAACUCGACGAUGUGCUCUUAAACCGGGCUGGAGACCACGCCAUGUCCAGCGACCUCGUGGGUGAGAAGAUCCUACAGUAUUUGCAAAGAAAUCUCGGACCGCAGAAAGCCGGUGUUUUGCAUUUCACGCACUUUCCCGCAAUAAAGGUGCGCUCUCCGGACGAGGACAACAGCUUGGAGGAGCUCCUAGAGUUUUCCAAAAGGAACGACGAUCCUCCGAUCUCCAUAGAUCUCACUUUCCACCUUCUGAGAAACAUGAUCGAAAUGGCACGGAUCGAGAAUCAAAGAGAACAGGCGGGACUGAACCGCAAAUAUCUAGAUGAGGUUGGGAAGUAGUUGAAGUACAAUGAAGACCAAUGGUUUCAAACGACGAGGAAAGAACAAGCUCAAUGCACUUUCAAAAUCCCAAUUCUUGCUUUCUUUUUUAAACUCUCGCUAAAGCAUACGACACUUACCGAUGCCAGGUAAAAGCCUUCUUCUGCUCGACUUACACUCUUAAAAAUAAAGGUUCCUCAAUUGUUCUUUGCAGCACCUAGUGUUCAGCAAAGAGUCCACAAGAACCAUUGUAUGGGACAUGGGGUUCCUGAGUUUGAGAUCUAAACAUUAACCUCCUGAGACCAGAGCAUGACUGAUGUGUGCAUUUCCCAUUCCCCUUUUUGAUUUUUAAUUAGUAGCAUCUCAUAAACAUGCAAAAAAUAAAAAAAUAAAAUCUAGAGCAAACAGUUAUCCUAAAAAUUGAUGGCAACAUGUAUGGACAGCGGGACUCAGUUGCGAAAUUUUAAAUAAUACCAAGCUAUAGAAAGUCUGAUUUUUCAUUAAAAAUUUGUUUAUGUUUC
This is a messenger RNA of Myxocyprinus asiaticus (Chinese sucker), 1021 nucleotides long. It is a transcript of the gene ucn1, whose product is annotated as urotensin 1. The coding region runs from base 66 to 521 and encodes 151 amino acids. Gene Ontology annotation, cellular component: extracellular region. Gene Ontology annotation, molecular function: hormone activity. The record is from RefSeq and is a predicted model, not a curated record. The transcript is spliced from 2 exons. NCBI's taxonomy places the organism in Eukaryota, Metazoa, Chordata, Actinopteri, Cypriniformes, Catostomidae.